Lactuca sativa (garden lettuce) is the source of this 2522-nucleotide messenger RNA. The record is from RefSeq and is a predicted model, not a curated record. Lineage: Eukaryota; Viridiplantae; Streptophyta; Magnoliopsida; Asterales; Asteraceae.
CUGAGAUCCCGAUCAUCAAUUAUCAUUAUUUAUCAAAAAAGCAAAAUCCAAAAUCCAAAUUAACACUUUUCCUUUCCAAUCGCCGCUAUAAAACCCCCAGAAAAUCUCUCCCAGUCCCACCAAAAAGUCAAAACUCAACGAUGUUUCUUUUUUCGUUCGAUGAUCCUUACAGAUAAUUCCAAACGACAUCCUUGUUGUUGUUGAAUAUGGUUUUACUGAUCCCUAUGAUCAUAUUUCCUGUAUAUCAUACGAGCUUUUCCCGAGUAAUUUCCAUUUGUAGGUUUGCUAAGAGAAAGGAAUUGUUAUUGCGUUUGACAAAAGAUUCGGCCUUCAUAAACCUUCUUCAUUUCAAGUCAAACUCCACCUUAACUACCAAUUGUUAGAAUUAUAAUCUAGACUUGUUCUAUAAACUAUAGUUAGUAUCAAUUAAUGGUAAGCAGUUAAAUGGGUGGUUAACUUAGUUAUGUUGUUAGUUAUCUAGGAAAAGAUCAUGCAGUGGUUUGAAGGGUUGUAUCGUUUGGUACUAGAGCCUAUAAAUAUGUAUCAAAUGUAUCUAAUUAUGUGUUGAGUUAAUAAAAUAAUAAUUAGUGUGUUUCUUGUGUAAAGAAACUCCCCUUUACAUUCUUCCCGAUGCACAUGAACUUGCAAGUUCUGAUAUGUUAGAUUAAAUCCAACAAAUGCUUGCAUGAUGAUCGGUAAAAAUGAUCUUCCAUGAAUUUGUUGUUACAGAAACUUGAUGAAAGAUUGAAACUGAUUAUUAACUUCAACACCAACUACAUGCUUUCUAAUCUAAAAACUUUUGCAAUCAAAGCAUCUGAAUAUUUUGGGCAACGUUAACAACUUUGAACUUCGACCCAUCACCAGUUUAGCAAAUUAACAUGGGAGACCUAUUACCAAAUGGCGACUUGAUAAAGAGUUUAGAUUCAGUUAGAUGGUUAAAAGCAGAAGAGAGAACAGCAGAGCUUAUCGCCUGCAUUCAACCAAAUCAGGCAUCUGAAGAACAAAGGAAUGCUGUAGCGGGUUAUAUACAAAGACUUAUUAUCAACUGCUUUCCCUGCCAGGUUUUGACAUUGGUGUCUGUACCCCUUAAGACGUAUCUACCUGAUGGAGAUAUUAACUUAACAGUCGUCACUAAAAGUGCAAACUUCAGAGAGUCAUUGCCUAGUGAGGUCCGUGAUAUGUUGGAGACUGAGGAGAAAAAUGAGAAUGCCGAAUUUCAUGUGAUGGAGGUUCAGUACGUUCAAGCAGAAGAGAAGAUUAUAAAAUGCCUUGUUGACAUCAGUGUGGUAUAUAUAUCAUUUAAUCAGCUUGGAGGAUUAUGCAAUCUUUGCUUUCUUGAGGAGGCUGAUAAUCUCAUAAACCAAAACCAUUUGUUUAAGCGUAGCAUUAUAUUGAUCAAAGCAUGGUGUUUCUAUGAGAGCAGGAUACUUGGUGUUCAUUAUGGGCUCAUAUCAACAUAUGCCCUUGAGAUCUUGGUUCUAUAUAUAUUCCAUGUUUACGACAAUCGUUUUGUUGGUCCUCUUGAGGUACUUUAUCGUUUUCUAGAGCAGUUUAGCAAAUUCGACUGGGAUUGUUAUGGUGUUAGCCUAUGGGGUCCUUUGGAACUUAUGUCACUUCCAGAUGUGAUUGCGGAGCCUUUUCGUAUGGAGAGUGAAAAGUUGCUUCUAAAAGAUGCAUUUCUUACUACUUGUAGCUCCGUGUCUAAACUCUUUCCUGGUGGUCAGGACUACGUAGAGGAAGUUUUUAGUAGGAAAUAUUUUAAUGUUAUUGAUCCGUUUCGUGUGACAAAUAAUCUGGGUCGCAGUGUCACUAAAGGUAAUUUUUUCAGAAUUCGCAGUGCGUUUGCUUAUGGGGCUGAAACGAUGGUAAGAUUACUAGAUUGCCCUCAGGAAGAUCUAGUGACUGAAGUAAAUAUGUUUUUUGUUAAUACAUGGAAACGACAUGGCAGUAUCGUUCGUGAGGGUACAGGUUAAUAUUUUAUGGACUUAUACUUUUAUGUAACCAACUUUGUCGACACUGUUGCGGAUUAUGGAAAUCUUCUUCUAUGGUAAUAAAUUUGUAAUAACUCUUUAAUACCUUCGUACAUAUGUGUAGAUAAUCAUAUUUCCAUCAUCAAUAAUGCCAAAUGCUAGAUACGAUUCAGACAAUCUUAUGUUUGACCAAAUUUCCAUAAAGACAAUCACUUGAUUUCUUGGAAUUUCACCACAAGAAAAAGGUGCAUUUCGGACAACAGAAUUCAUUGGUAUUCAGUGGAGAUGGCUGUUAGUGACGGAUUUGAGGCUAUUGAAUUUCAGCUCGUGGGUAAUCUUUACCGAUGGAUAUGGAUUGCCGACGGAUAUACCGACGACACAAUGAAUGGCCGAUGGAAUAGCAAUGGAUUAUUGAUUAAAAGCAUUUGAUCUGUUUUGGCCAAUUAAUAAGGGAUAGCCGACGGAACCUUUUAAUGAUGGAAAUUUCUUCACUAUAUGUUGGUAAUUUAAAUUUAUUUAAAAAAAGUAGUGAAAUUUUAAAAAUUCUAGUAA